AUGUCUUCGGCGCUGGCGUUGCGAUUGGGGAAGCGCGUCCCAUUACCAACGCUGUCGUCACAUGGUCUCGCAUUGUCACGCCAUAUCCCAGCGAGAAAUGCUGUUUCAAGAAUCCAACAGGGGACCCUCUUUCUUGCAUCACGCGCCCACAGCAGCAUUCGAACCCCUCCUCCACACCCCAACCGCUUCUACUCUAGCUCGGUACUACUGGGCACUUCAUAUGCCCCUCAAACACGAUCUCUUGACCGACUCCGAACAAACACCUUGCGAUUGCGCAGCAACCCGCCUGCACGACUUUGCUCCUACCGCCGAAACAACAUGUGCAAACUCCACGACGUCGACAUGGGAGGUGGGGUCGGCGCAAACAACGCCGCCGGGCGCGAGCUCCUGCCCACGAACGUUGUGCCCAAGCACUAUGACUUAACUCUCGAACCGGACUUGGAAAAGUUUACUUUCAACGGCAGCGUUGUUGUUCACUUGGACGUUGCCGAAGACUCCAAAUCAAUUUCCCUACACACCCUCGAGAUUGAUGUGAAGAGCGCAAAGGUCACAUCUGGAGGACAAACCAUUACAUCAUCGCCCAAGAUCUCCUACAAUGAGGACACACAGGUUACCAAGAUCGACUUUGACGAAACCAUUAGCAAAGGAAGCAAAGCCGAGCUGACGAUUGACUUCACCGGUACCCUCAAUGACAAAAUGGCUGGCUUCUACCGCGCUGUCUAUAAGAGGGAUGAUGGUUCAGAGGGUGUCCUCGCCGUCACACAGAUGGAGCCUACAGACGCACGGAGAGCUUUCCCUUGUUUCGAUGAGCCGUCUUUGAAGGCUACCUUUGCAGUCACUCUUGUCGCGGACAAGAAGCUGACUUGUCUGAGCAACAUGGAUGUUGCUUCCGAAAGUGAGGUCCAGUCUGCAUUGACUGGCACCACCAAGAAAGCCGUCAAGUUCCACAACUCGCCCCUCAUGUCUACGUACCUCCUCGCAUUCAUUGUGGGCGAGCUUAAUUAUAUCGAGACGAAAGAUUUCCGUGUACCCGUCCGUGUCUAUGCGCCGCCCGGUCUCAACAUCGAGCAUGGCCGUUUCUCGCUCGACCUGGCGGCCAAGACACUGGCGUUUUACGAGAAGGUUUUCGGCAUUGACUUCCCCCUGCCCAAGAUGGACCAGGUCGCUAUUCCCGAUUUUGCCCAAGGAGCCAUGGAGAACUGGGGUCUCGUCACUUACCGUGUUGUUGACCUUCUUCUGGACGAGAAGGUUAGCGGAGCGGCCACAAAGGAGCGUGUUGCCGAGGUGGUGCAGCACGAGCUGGCGCACCAAUGGUUCGGUAACCUGGUCACAAUGGACUGGUGGGAUGGUCUUUGGCUGAACGAGGGCUUCGCCACGUGGGCUUCGUGGUACUCGUGCAACGUCUUCUUCCCCGAAUGGAAGGUCUGGGAGUCGUACGUUACAGACACCCUGCAGUCAGCAUUGUCUCUCGACUCUCUGAGGAGCAGUCACCCCAUUGAGGUUCCCGUGAAACGUGCGGACGAGAUCAACCAGAUCUUUGAUUCCAUCAGCUACGCCAAGGGUUCGUGUGUGCUUCGCAUGAUCUCAACGUACUUGGGCGAGGACGUCUUCCUCGAGGGUGUCAGGCAAUAUCUCAAGAAGCAUGCCUACGGCAACACGCAGACGGACGACUUGUGGGAUUCGCUCGCCAAGGCAAGCGGUAAGCCUGUGCACGAGGUGAUGACUUGUUGGACCAAGAAUGUCGGCUACCCCGUGAUCACUGUUACGGAGAACGAGAAAGAAAACAGCAUCCACUUGAAGCAAAACCGUUUCUUGAGGACUGGUGACACUAAGCCGGAGGAGGACCAAGUGCUUUACCCUGUUCUGCUUGGCCUGCGUACCAAGGACGGCAUUGAUGAGUCUAGGACGCUCACCGACAGGGAGGGCGACUUCAAGCUGCCCGAUGUGGACUUUUUCAAGCUCAAUGCCAACCACACGAGCCUCUUCCGUACCUCGUACUCUCCGGAGCGACUGGAAAAGCUGGGCAACGCUGCCAAGAACGGAUUGCUUUCAGUUGAGGAUCGCGCUGGCAUGCUUGCUGAUGCGGGCGCUCUGGCUGUUUCGGGCUACCAAAAGACUUCGGGCGUUUUGAAUUUGCUCAAAGGCUACAACUCGGAGUCGCAGUUUGUUGUUUGGAACGAAAUCAUUGGUCGUCUGGGCUCCGUACACAGUGCCUGGAUGUUUGAGGAUAAGGCUAUCAAGGAUAGCCUUGAGGCGUUCCAGCGAGACCUGAUUAGCUCCAGGGCCCACAAGAUGGGAUGGUCCUUCUCGGAAAGUGAUGGGCAUAUCGAGCAACAGUUCAAGGCGCUCCUCUUUGGAUCUGCUGGAAUUGCUGGUGACAAGGAAAUCGUUGCUGCUGCCAAGGAUAUGUUCAAGAAGUUCAUGGAUGGCGACAAGUCUGCCAUUCACCCCAAUAUUCGUGGCAGCGUUUUUGCCAUGGCUUUGAAGUACGGGGGCGAUGACGAGUACAACCGUAUCCUGAACUUCUACCGCACAUCCACCAACAGCGAUGAGCGCAACACGGCGCUCCGAAGCCUUGGCCGGUCCAACAAGCCUGAGCACAUCAAGCAAACCCUCGACUUAAUGUUUAGCGGGGAGGUCAAGGAUCAGGAUAUCUAUCUACCUGCUGCCGGUCUGCGUGGCCACGCCGAAGGUAUCGAAGCCCUGAGCAAAUGGUUGAUGGACAACUGGGACGCCCUUUACAUCAAGCUUCCUCCGGCACUUUCCAUGCUUGGAAGCAUGGUGUCCAUCUGCACGUCUGGCUUGACCAAGCCGGAGCAGCUGAAGCAGGUUGAGGACUUCUUUGCCAACAAGGAUAACAAGGGAUACGAGAUGUCGCUGGCGCAGAGCUUGGAUGCCAUUCGCUCCAAGAUCGCCUGGCUUGAGCGUGAUCGUGAUGAUGUAGCCGCGUGGGUCAAGGAACAAGGGUACUAG
This is a messenger RNA of Pyricularia pennisetigena, 2973 nucleotides long. RefSeq lists its product as uncharacterized. Lineage: Eukaryota; Fungi; Ascomycota; Sordariomycetes; Magnaporthales; Pyriculariaceae. Bases 1 to 2973 code for a protein of 990 amino acids. Gene Ontology annotation, cellular component: cytoplasm. Gene Ontology annotation, molecular function: metalloaminopeptidase activity; zinc ion binding; peptide binding. The transcript is spliced from 3 exons. The record is from RefSeq and is a predicted model, not a curated record. Gene Ontology annotation, biological process: proteolysis; peptide catabolic process.